AUGGCAUGCACUAAAGUUUUAGCUAUUGCUUCCAUCGUUCUCUUGGGCAUUGGAUUAACCAAGGCUGCGAGGGUGUCUAGACUCUCUGAUGCUCAAGGAAGCGGAGAGGGAGGGGGUGGAGGAUUUGUGGAUGGUAGUGGAUCGGGAUCCGGGGGCGGUACCGCAUCCAGCACGGUUGUUCCAAAUGAAGGUCAUGCAACCGCCGGGGCUACCCAUGCGGAAGCCGGAGCUGGAGGCGGCGGCGGAGGCAUCGGCCGGCGCAAUGGAUCCGGAAGUGGUGGUGGGUCUGGCUCGAGCACUGCCUCUAGCCAGUCGACAGGGGGAGUGUACGGUGACUUCCCUGGAUAUUCUAGCGCUGACGGUAAGGGCGGCGGUGGUGGAGGAGGACAAGCUGGAGGUUACGACGGAUCUAGUGGUCAUGGGAAGGGCAGUGGCACCGGCUCGGCUUCUAGCUCCGCCAACUCCUUCUUUGAUGAGGCGGAUGCCAAUGCGAUCGUGAAAGGUAAUGGCGGUGGCGGAGGAGGCGGCGAAAAUGGUGGGAGCGGUGGCGGCGAUGGUAGUGGAUCUGGAAAUGCGGAAGCACACCCUUAA
Lolium rigidum is the source of this 591-nucleotide messenger RNA. RefSeq names its product glycine-rich cell wall structural protein 2-like. Lineage: Eukaryota; Viridiplantae; Streptophyta; Magnoliopsida; Poales; Poaceae. The transcript has a single exon. The record is from RefSeq and is a predicted model, not a curated record. Bases 1 to 591 code for a protein of 196 amino acids.